UUUUUCUUUUUUUUACCUCCACCUAUCUCUCCCCCCUUCUCUCCUUCUUGACUGGCCGAACCGGGGCUGAUCCCAGCCAACCUGGGCCGGGCCGUGGGGCUUUUCUGUGAGCCUUAUAGCUGAGAGUCGGCACACCCGAGAUGCGCGCUUCGGGAGCCGGUAUUUGGGCUCUCCCCUCGGCUCUGGGGACCUCUGGCUCGUGGCAGUGCCUCUGGUGGUGGGUCGUGACGGUCGGGGUGACUGUAAGCUCGGGAGAGCCGUGGAUGUCCACGGAGCCAUGCGCCUCCACUUGCUCCUGCAGCAGCAGCAGGAUCUCCUGCGUGGAUCCGGAGCGGGGGAUCAGCGCGUUCCCCGUCCUGCAGAGCGAGGCGGAGAUGGAGAACAUCACCGACAUUUACAUCGCAAAUCAGAGCAGCUUCUCCUCCAUUAACGACAAAGACCUGCACUACUACAAGAACCUCAGGAACCUAACGGUGACCAACAGCAGGCUGACAUAUGUAUCGAAGCUGGCGUUUCAGAGCAACUUAAAGCUACAAUACCUGAAUUUGAAAGACAACAACUUGUCAUCCCUCGACUGGAGGGUAUUCAAGCACCUCAACAUCUCAUAUCUAAUCCUGUCAGGGAACCCUCUGCAUUGCUCCUGUGAGAACAUGUGGAUCAAGCUGUGGUUAGGAGAGGAAGCACAGGACCUGCGCUGCAUAGAGGAUGGAGGAGCUCGCAAGCCACUGUCAAGACUGACACUGCCUAACUGUGAGGUUCCGAUGGCAACGCUGAGCCCACCCGCAGUGACUGCCAGGGAGGGGGAAAAUGUGGAGCUGUUCUGUACAACCUCUGGCAUGCCUUCGCCUGAACUAAUCUGGAAUAUGUCACUGGAUACUAACUGCGACAUUGAGACAUCUGGCCAGGUUUCGGUGAUGCGGCUCUCUAACCUGACAUCAAUGGACCAUAGCAAGAAGAUCAGCUGCACGGCUGAAAAUAUUGUUGGAGGGAGGGAGUCCUCUUUAGUGCUGGACAUACUUUUUAAACCGAUAAUCACAAAGCUGAGUGACGCUAUCCCAGACCAUCACUGGUGCAUCCCCUUCAGCGUAGCAGCAAACCCAAAACCUACGUUCCGGUGGUAUCUGAACCAUAAAGAAAUUACAGAAGGGCAGUACAUUGUGACGAUGAUCCAUGACAUCACAGAGAGAGAAUACCACGGCUGCUUGCAGCUGGACAGCCCCACACACCUCAACAACGGGCUCUACACCCUGAUAGUUGAAAAUGAUUUUGGCAAAGACAAAAAGGAGAUCAAUGCUCACUUUAUGCUCCAGCCAGAUGUAGGUCCUUCAGAACCUUCAUACUAUGGUCCUGAGGAUGUAACCUCAGAGACUCCUCCUCAAGACCCACCUGAGGACAGAGUUGCUGUAUACGUAGUAGUGGGGAUUGCUGCUGUAGCCUUUACUGGUUUCUUGCUGAUGCUGGUUAUCCUCAAAUUUGGAGGGAAUUCCAAGUUUGGCCUCAAAGGUCCAUCUUCAGUGAUCAGCAACGAUGACGACUCAGCUUCUCCACUUCAUCACGUCUCCAAUGGCAGCAACACUCCCUCUUCCUCAGAGAUGGGCCCGGAUGCUGUCAUCAUUGGCAUGACCAAGAUCCCGGUGAUAGAAAACCCUCAGUAUUUUAGAAACACCAAUAGCCUGUUGAAGACUGACACAUUUGUGCAGCACAUUAAAAGACACAACAUCGUACUCAAGAGAGAACUUGGAGAAGGAGCCUUUGGAAAAGUUUUCCUGGCUGAGUGCUAUAACCUUUCACCUGACCAAGAGAAGAUUCUGGUCGCUGUCAAGACACUUAAAGAGGCCAGUGAAAAUGCCAGGAAGGAUUUCCACCGUGAAGCAGAGCUGCUGACCAACCUGCAGCAUGAGCACAUCGUCACGUUCUACGGCGUUUGUGUGGAGAGCGACCCUCUUAUCAUGGUGUUUGAGUACAUGAAACACGGAGACUUAAACAAGUUCCUCAGGGCUCAUGGACCAGAUGCAGUGCUAAUGGCAGAAGGCCAAACCACAAGACCUGUGGAGCUAACACAGUCUCAGAUGCUGCAUAUUGCUCAACAGAUAGCAUCUGGCAUGGUUUACCUGGCAUCACAGCACUUUGUGCACCGUGACUUAGCCACUAGGAACUGUCUGGUGGGUGAGAACCUGCUGGUAAAGAUUGGGGACUUUGGCAUGUCCAGGGACGUCUACAGCACAGACUACUACAGGGUAGGUGUUGGAGGUCACACCAUGCUGCCAAUUCGCUGGAUGCCCCCUGAAAGCAUCAUGUAUAGGAAGUUUACCACUGAAAGUGAUGUUUGGAGUCUUGGAGUUGUUCUUUGGGAGAUCUUCACCUAUGGGAAACAACCCUGGUACCAGCUUUCCAAUAAUGAGGUGAUAGAGUGUAUAACUCAAGGCAGGGUGUUGCAGCGUCCGAGGACCUGCCCCAAGGAAGUAUACGACCUGAUGCUGGGCUGCUGGCAAAGAGAGCCACACAUGAGACUCAACAUUAAAGAAAUCCACGGUCUGCUCCUCAACCUGGCCAAGGCCUCACCUGUUUACCUAGAUAUAUUGGGCUGAACAAGAAAAGGAUGAAACACAGUUUAUGAUCUGUGUGUGUGUGCAAGUAGUGUGUGGGGAUAUAUUUAAAUGUAAAUGUACAUUUAAAGUUUUCAUGCAUGUGUACUGUAUGUGAGCCAAGAUGGGCAUUGUAAUACUUCAGAAUGAAGUGUUUGAUGCUUGUGUGCGCGUGUAUGUCUAGGUAUGUCUCUGUGUGUAGAAGGUGUAACUGUACAGGAUCUGAACUCACUUUAAGGCAAUCAAGAAAUACUCCUUCAUCUCCAUCCUCUUUCCUAACGGGCAAUUUUCUCACCUUUUGUGCAAACCGACUCAUUCUUGCUUUUCACCAGGGAGAUUUUAAUGAAGAGCGAUUUAACUUUGAAGCUUCCCUGCCCCCCUCUUGUUCAGAUGCUUUAAACUCACUGGGGCUCGACUGAUGAAAAAACAAACAAACGGAUGAAUGACACUUCAUCAAAUGACUUAUCCUUUUGCUGCCUGUCAGACUACAGAACAUGUUCAAACAUCUGCUGAAGCUCAAGGCCGAGGAGUGGGGGAAAUUUUUUUGAAAGCUCCAACCUUUGGUUGUAAAUACGAGACUGAUGGGACACUUUGGUGGAAGUGGCUCCGUGAUGCCGAGCCGUAAAGACACUGUGUUAUCCUUUUUCACCCUCGUCUGUCUGUUGUCUCCAUCUCCCUCUCUAACAUGAGGAUUACCGUCAGCAUUUAACCAUCAGGACUACACAAGCAAUGAUCGAGACAUUGGUAUGCAUGUGGGAAAUUGAGCAUGACAUAACUAUGCUAGAAAGGAGAAGUAAACACAAUCUGCUUCCCUGCCUGUCAGAUUCAAUUUAGAAGGUGUGUUAAAGAGAUCAUUUCUGGAUGGCUGAUUUUACUGAUGCACAAAAGAAUCGGUAACAACACAGCUGUAACUGACUACUGUGGUGACUAAAUAUUUUAGAGAUUAUAUUAGGGUACUGACAAACAUUGGUUUUUGUUGUGUGUUACAUUUUUUUUCCCUCAGGCCUGACUUGUAAUGUCAUACAGAGCAGGGUAAUAUGAUAACUGCUCCACCCCAAACCACCUAAGUGACAGAUGCUCCACUUGUGAUGUCAAGUACUUGUGUCGGAGGUCAAUUGAUUAAUUUGUCCGCAGCUGUCUGACAAUCGCAAAAUCAUGGUGUUGGGGGACGUUAAGGGUUGGUUGGUGGUGGAUUGGCGGGUGUAAAGUCUGCUGAGGGAGACUGGGUUUUGAGGGGUCAGUCCCUGGUCAAACGUGUGGGUGGCUGCCUGCAGAAGGUGUGGUUCAUCUGGUCAACCCCUAUUAAAUCGUCUAAGCUCUCAGCAUUCCAACAUUCUUAAAAACCGCAUCUUGUAGGAGGAACACACCCACACAUAUCUAUCAUAUACCUCCUCCCAUCACCCCUCCAUCCCCACACCCACUCACUGAAAGACACUCAAAACGGGCCGAGAAGGAAAUUGAAUUGUACAUGUUUUAUUAUUUGAGCUGUGCAGUGCUUUAGCUGGGCCUCGUCCUCUGUAAUGGUGUAAUGUAUAUUUCAUUACAGCUAAUGGGCUCCAUUAGCACAGUCUCCUCACAGACAUUCAAGACUUAUUGUUUUAUGUCCGAGAAGAAGGGAUGGAGGGAUGGAAAGGUGAAGGAGAAGAAAACAGUUAGGCUCGCUGGAUUUAGGAGUCACAACGGGGAGGGAUUUGGGCCGAUGUAUUAACGUGUACCGGAAAGCUAUUGAGAUGAGUAUAGAGGGGAAGCAAGUGAGCAAGAAGAAGAGGACUGGAGACAAAAA
Molecule: messenger RNA, 4368 nt
Organism: Cyprinodon tularosa
Lineage: Eukaryota; Metazoa; Chordata; Actinopteri; Cyprinodontiformes; Cyprinodontidae
Gene: ntrk2a
Product: neurotrophic tyrosine kinase, receptor, type 2a
Exons: 21
Coding region: 141-2588 (815 amino acids)
Biological process (GO): trans-synaptic signaling by neuropeptide, modulating synaptic transmission; regulation of phosphatidylinositol 3-kinase/protein kinase B signal transduction; cellular response to brain-derived neurotrophic factor stimulus
Cellular component (GO): axon; signaling receptor complex; plasma membrane
Molecular function (GO): brain-derived neurotrophic factor binding; brain-derived neurotrophic factor receptor activity; ATP binding
Source: RefSeq, a predicted model, not a curated record